Messenger RNA from Penicillium cinerascens, 834 nucleotides. RefSeq lists its product as uncharacterized. The transcript has 3 exons. The record is from RefSeq and is a predicted model, not a curated record. Bases 1 to 834 code for a protein of 277 amino acids. Lineage: Eukaryota; Fungi; Ascomycota; Eurotiomycetes; Eurotiales; Aspergillaceae.
AUGUCAUCUACUUCGUUCAAGUCGCCGUCGACAACUACGUCAACCACGUCGGUGGCCAUCACUCCCUGGGUACAACGGGGCUCUUGCGCUUCGUUAUGGGAGACGGAACUCACAUCGACAUCUACAAAUGGCUCCUAUGAGACCAUGACUAUUUUAGCUUCCAACAUGGCUGAUCCAAGAUUUUCCUCUUGUCAGCCAUCCGGUGACUGGAAUUACUACAACAUGGAAGCAACCUCCACGUUGUUCCAACUUCCGGAAUAUGGUACGUUGUGGCUGGAGGAGCAGAUUUCAACAGCAUACUGCUGUGCAAGUGGUUUUCACCUCUGGACAGAAAAGUCUAAGUUCCCUGUCUCCAGCCUGGCCGACGGGGCCUGCGUUCGCAGCGUGAACGGCGAUACCCCAACUACCAUCUCACUCGUUCCGGCAAGCAUUACUGAGCCAGUGCCUGUGAUUACAAGUGGGAUUCUCGCACACCGUGCAUGGGCGAUUACAUGGGCGGCAACCGAUACACCAUACAUGUCGCCAUCACUCCCAACAUUGAAAAGUAGCAUGCUGGUUCCAACGUGGACACCUGGCGAGAUUAUCCCCGAUGGAAAAUAUGACCAUCUGGGCAUCCAGCCGCAUACGGAACACAAAUUAAUUUAUGUGGCUAUUAUUGUGCCUUCCAUAAUUGGUGGUUCGCUGUUUGUGUGUAUGCUUUUGAGCUGCGUCAGGUGGAACAAGAAGAGAAAGAAGAGGGCGGAAGAACGGGGGGAUGGAUCUGGUACGGAGGGAAACGAUGCGCGGAAAUUUGAUGAGAAAGAAGUCCAAAUCUCUGGGGAAAAUAUCCAAUAA